CGGGCGGUCCCGCUCGUGAGCCCGAGCCGAGCCCGGCGCCCUCCGCCGCCCGAUGGGCUGGGCCGAGGAGCGUCUCCGCAGUCGCAGGUGCAGCCGCCGUCCCCACAGCCUGAGCGGCGGCGGCAGUGGCUUCCGCAGCGCUCGCCGCAGCAACAGCAGCCGCCGCGUAACCCUUUGCUCUUUGCAGAAUGGCCCGCUUCGGAGACGAGAUGCCGGGCCGCUACGGCGCCGGCGGAGGAGGCUCGGGGCCGGCCGCCGGGGUGGUCGUGGGCGCCGCGGGCCGAGGAGCCGGGGGCAGCCGGCAGGGCGCGCAACCGGGGGCGCAGAGGAUGUACAAGCAGUCGAUGGCGCAGAGAGCGCGGACCAUGGCCCUCUACAACCCCAUCCCUGUCCGCCAGAACUGCCUCACGGUCAACCGCUCCCUGUUCCUCUUCAGCGAAGACAACGUGGUGAGAAAAUACGCCAAAAAGAUCACGGAAUGGCCUCCCUUUGAAUAUAUGAUCCUCGCCACCAUCAUUGCGAACUGUAUUGUCCUGGCCCUGGAGCAGCACCUCCCAGACGAUGACAAGACCCCAAUGUCUGAGCGGCUGGAUGACACAGAACCAUACUUCAUUGGAAUCUUUUGUUUUGAGGCUGGAAUUAAGAUCAUCGCUCUGGGCUUUGCCUUCCACAAAGGCUCCUACCUGAGGAAUGGCUGGAAUGUGAUGGACUUCGUGGUGGUGCUAACGGGGAUCUUGGCCACUGUUGGGACGGAGUUUGACCUGCGGACACUGAGGGCAGUUCGUGUACUGCGACCACUCAAGCUAGUGUCUGGAAUCCCAAGUUUACAAGUCGUCCUGAAGUCAAUCAUGAAGGCGAUGAUCCCUCUGCUGCAGAUCGGCCUCCUCCUGUUUUUUGCAAUCCUUAUUUUUGCAAUCAUAGGGUUAGAAUUUUAUAUGGGAAAAUUUCAUACCACCUGCUUUGAAGAGGGGACAGACGACAUCCAGGGUGAGUCUCCAGCUCCCUGUGGGACAGAGGAGCCUGCUCGCACCUGCCCCAAUGGGACCAAGUGUCAGCCAUACUGGGAAGGGCCCAACAAUGGGAUCACACAGUUCGACAACAUCCUGUUUGCUGUGCUCACAGUUUUCCAGUGCAUCACCAUGGAAGGCUGGACUGAUCUCCUCUACAACAGCAAUGAUGCCUCAGGGAACACUUGGAACUGGUUGUACUUCAUCCCCCUCAUCAUCAUCGGCUCCUUUUUUAUGCUGAAUCUCGUGCUCGGUGUGCUGUCUGGGGAGUUUGCCAAAGAAAGGGAGCGUGUGGAGAAUCGGAGGGCUUUUCUGAAACUGAGAAGACAGCAGCAGAUUGAACGAGAGCUCAAUGGGUACAUGGAGUGGAUAUCAAAAGCAGAGGAGGUGAUCCUUGCUGAGGACGAGACAGAUGUGGAGCAGAGGCACCCCUUUGAUGUUGGAGCUCUUCGGAGAGCCACUAUAAAGAAAAGCAAGACAGACCUGCUCAAUCCUGAGGAGGCUGAGGACCAGCUGGCAGACAUUGCCUCUGUAGGGUCUCCCUUCGCCCGAGCCAGCAUUAAAAGUGCCAAGCUGGAGAACUCAACCUUUUUUCACAAAAAGGAGAGGAGGAUGCGCUUCUACAUCCGCCGAAUGGUCAAAACUCAGGCCUUCUACUGGACCGUGCUCAGUCUGGUCGCUCUCAACACGCUGUGUGUCGCCAUUGUCCACUACAACCAGCCCGAGUGGCUCUCAGACUUCCUCUACUAUGCAGAAUUCAUUUUCUUAGGACUCUUUAUGUCCGAAAUGUUUAUAAAAAUGUACGGGCUUGGGACACGGCCUUAUUUCCACUCCUCCUUCAACUGCUUUGACUGUGGGGUCAUCAUCGGGAGCAUCUUUGAAGUCAUAUGGGCUGUCAUAAAACCUGGCACAUCUUUUGGAAUCAGCGUGUUACGAGCUCUCAGGUUAUUGCGUAUUUUCAAAGUCACAAAGUACUGGGCGUCUCUCCGAAACUUGGUUGUCUCUCUUCUCAACUCCAUGAAGUCUAUCAUAAGUUUGUUGUUCCUCCUCUUCCUGUUCAUUGUCGUCUUCGCCCUCUUGGGAAUGCAGCUGUUUGGUGGCCAGUUCAAUUUUGAUGAAGGAACUCCUCCCACUAACUUUGACACUUUCCCAGCAGCAAUAAUGACCGUGUUUCAGAUCCUGACAGGUGAGGACUGGAACGAGGUCAUGUACGACGGGAUCAAGUCUCAGGGGGGCGUGCAGGGUGGUAUGGUGUUCUCUAUCUACUUCAUCGUACUCACCCUCUUUGGGAACUACACCCUACUGAAUGUGUUCUUGGCUAUCGCAGUGGACAACCUGGCCAACGCCCAGGAGCUCACCAAGGAUGAACAAGAAGAGGAAGAGGCAGCCAACCAGAAACUGGCACUACAGAAAGCCAAGGAGGUGGCGGAAGUGAGUCCCUUGUCUGCAGCCAACAUGUCCAUAGCUGUGAAGGAGCAGAAGAACCAGAAGCCAGCCAAGUCGGUGUGGGAGCAGCGCACCAGCGAGAUGCGCAAGCAGAACCUGCUGGCCAGCCGGGAAGCACUGUAUGGGGAUGCGGCGGAGCGCUGGCCCGCGCCCUACGCGCGCCCGUUGCGGCCGGACGUCAAGACGCACUUGGACCGGCCGCUCGUGGUGGACCCGCAGGAGAACCGCAACAACAAUACUAACAAGAGCCGGGCGGCCGAGCGUGCUUCCGAUGCGCUGCGACCGAGCUUGCGGCCCCGGGAGCGCGGGCGCGAACCCGACGCCCGGCGCGCCUGGCCCGGCAGCCCCGAGCGCGCACCUGGUCGCCAUGCUCACCAGCAGGGAGCAGACGGGGAGCUGCGCCGCCAUCGCGCGCGCCGCAGGGCCGGGGACGAGCCCGACGACAGGCCCGAGCGCAGGCAGCGGCCCCGCGACGCCACCAGGCCACCUCGCACCGGGGAGGACGACGGCGAGCGCAGGCGACGCCACCGCCACGGGCAGCCCGCCGCCUACGACGACAAGGAGCGGCGCCACCGGCGCAGGAAAGAGAAUCAGAGUUCUGGAGUCCCUGUGUCUGGUCCUAACCUAUCCACCACCAGGCCAAUCCAGCAGGACCUGGGCCGUCAAGACCCACCAUUGGCGGAGGACAUUGACAACAUGAAGAACAACAAGCUGGCCACUGGGGAAUCGGUCAGUCCCCAUGACAGCCUUAGUCACAGUGGCCUGCCCCAGAGCCCAUCCAAGAUUGGCAACAGCGCCAACCUAGGCCCUGUGCCUGGCCCUCCCACCUCAGCCACCAACCCUCAGAAUGCUGCCAGCCGCAGGACACCCAACAACCCGGGGAACCCAUCCAACCCCGGUCUCCCAAAGACCCCUGAGAACAGCCUUAUCGUCACCAACCCCAGCAGCACCCAGCCCAACUCAGCAAAGACUGCCAGGAAACUUGAACACACGGUGGUGGACAUCCCCCAAGCCUGUCCACCCCUCAACCACACUGUUGUCCAAGUGAACAAAAAUGCCAACCCAGACCCACUGCCAAAGAAAGAGGAAGAGAAGAAGGAGGAGGAGGCAGACACUGGGGAGGACGGCCCCAAGCCUAUGCCACCCUACAGUUCCAUGUUCAUCCUCUCCACUACCAACCCCCUGCGCCGGCUGUGCCAUUACAUCCUAAACCUGCGCUACUUUGAGAUGUGCAUCCUCAUGGUCAUCGCCAUGAGCAGCAUCGCACUGGCCGCCGAGGACCCUGUGCAGCCCAAUGCACCCCGCAACAACGUGCUACGAUAUUUUGACUAUGUCUUUACAGGCGUGUUUACGUUUGAGAUGGUCAUCAAGAUGAUCGACCUGGGGCUUGUCCUGCAUCAGGGAGCCUACUUCCGUGACCUGUGGAACAUUCUGGACUUCAUAGUGGUCAGUGGGGCGUUGGUGGCCUUUGCUUUCACUGGCAACAGCAAAGGAAAGGACAUCAACACCAUUAAGUCCCUCCGGGUCCUCCGUGUGCUACGACCUCUUAAAACUAUCAAGCGCCUGCCAAAGCUCAAGGCUGUGUUUGAUUGCGUGGUGAACUCACUCAAAAAUGUCUUCAACAUCCUCAUCGUGUACAUGCUGUUCAUGUUCAUCUUCGCUGUGGUGGCUGUGCAGCUCUUCAAGGGCAAGUUCUUCCACUGCACUGAUGAGUCCAAGGAGUUCGAAAGGGACUGCCGUGGCAAGUACCUCUUGUAUGAGAAGAAUGAGGUGAAGGCGCGCGACCGGGAGUGGAAGAAGUACGAGUUCCACUACGACAAUGUGCUCUGGGCCCUGCUCACCCUCUUCACAGUGUCCACGGGGGAAGGCUGGCCGCAGGUCUUGAAGCACUCAGUGGAUGCCACCUUCGAGAACCAGGGCCCCAGCCCUGGAUAUCGUAUGGAGAUGUCAAUCUUCUAUGUGGUCUACUUCGUGGUAUUCCCCUUCUUCUUUGUGAACAUCUUUGUGGCCUUGAUCAUCAUCACCUUCCAAGAGCAGGGGGACAAAAUGAUGGAGGAGUACAGUCUGGAGAAAAACGAGAGGGCCUGCAUUGACUUCGCCAUCAGUGCCAAGCCACUGACCCGGCACAUGCCUCAGAACAAGCAGAGCUUCCAGUACCGCAUGUGGCAGUUUGUGGUAUCCCCACCCUUUGAAUACACCAUCAUGGCCAUGAUCGCACUCAAUACCAUCGUGCUGAUGAUGAAGUUCUAUGGCGCCUCAGUAGCUUAUGAGAAUGCCCUGCGUGUGUUCAACAUCGUCUUUACCUCCCUCUUCUCUCUGGAGUGUGUACUCAAAGUCAUGGCUUUUGGGAUUCUGAAUUAUUUCCGCGAUGCCUGGAACAUCUUCGACUUUGUGACUGUUCUGGGCAGCAUCACAGACAUCCUCGUCACCGAGUUUGGGAAUCCGAAUAACUUCAUCAACCUGAGUUUUCUCCGCCUCUUCCGAGCUGCCCGGCUCAUCAAACUCCUCCGGCAGGGCUACACCAUCCGCAUUCUCCUCUGGACCUUCGUGCAGUCCUUCAAGGCCCUGCCGUAUGUCUGCCUGCUGAUUGCCAUGCUCUUCUUCAUCUACGCCAUCAUUGGGAUGCAGGUGUUUGGCAAUAUCGGCAUUGACAUGGAGGAUGAGGACAGUGAUGAGGACGAGUUCCAAAUCACGGAGCACAAUAACUUCCGAACGUUCUUCCAGGCGCUCAUGCUUCUCUUCCGGAGCGCCACAGGGGAAGCAUGGCACAACAUCAUGCUAUCCUGCCUCAGUGGGAAGCCAUGCGACAGGAACUCCGGCAUCCACACUGCCGACUGUGGCAAUGAGUUUGCGUACUUCUACUUUGUCUCCUUCAUCUUCCUCUGCUCCUUCCUGAUGCUGAAUCUCUUUGUUGCCGUCAUCAUGGACAACUUUGAAUACCUCACCCGAGACUCCUCCAUCCUGGGCCCCCACCACUUGGAUGAAUACGUGCGUGUCUGGGCCGAGUAUGACCCGGCUGCUUGGGGUCGCAUGCCUUACCCGGACAUGUAUCAGAUGCUGAGACACAUGUCCCCGCCCCUGGGCCUGGGGAAGAAGUGCCCGGCCAGAGUGGCUUACAAGCGGCUCCUGAGGAUGGACCUGCCUGUGGCCGAUGACAACACCGUCCACUUCAACUCUACACUCAUGGCUCUGAUUCGAACUGCCCUGGAUAUCAAGAUUGCCAAGGGCGGAGCCGACAAGCAGCAGAUGGAUGCAGAGCUCCGAAAGGAAAUGAUGGCCAUUUGGCCCAAUCUGUCCCAGAAGACCUUGGAUCUGCUGGUCACACCUCACAAAUCCACUGACCUGACUGUGGGAAAGAUCUACGCAGCUAUGAUGAUCAUGGAAUACUACCGGCAGAGCAAAGCCAAGAAGCAGGAGGCCAUGCGAGAGGAGCAGAACCGGACGCCUCUCAUGUUCCAGCGCAUGGAGCCCCCAUCACCAACACAGGAGGGAGGAUCCAGCCAGAAUGCCCUCCCCUCUGCCCAGCUGGACCCAGGAGUAAGCCUGAUGGCUCAUGAAAGCAGCAUGAAAGAGAGCCCAUCCUGGGUGACACAGAGGGCCCAAGAGAUGUUCCAAAAGACCGGCACAUGGAGCCCUGAGCGAGAGCCCCCCAGUGACAUGCCUAACAGCCAGCCCAACUCCCAGUCCGUGGAGAUGCGAGAGAUGGGCACUGAUGGCUACUCUGACAGCGAGCACUACCUCCCCAUGGAAGGCCAGGCACGGGCCGCCUCCAUGCCCCGCCUCCCUGCAGAGAACCAGAGGAGACGGGGCCGGCCACGUGGGAAUAACCUCAGUACCAUCUCUGACACCAGCCCCAUGAAGCGCUCAGCCUCCGUGCUGGGCCCCAAAGCCCGGCGCCUGGACGACUACUCAUUGGAGCGGGUGCCACCAGAGGAGAACCAACGGUACCACCAACGACGCAGGGACCGUGGCCACCGGGCCUCUGAGCGUUCUCUGGGCCGCUACACUGAUGUGGACACAGGUUUGGGUACGGAUCUGAGCAUGACCACCCAAUCCGGGGACCUGCCAUCCAAAGAUCAGGAGCGGGGCCGGCCCAAGGACCGGAAGCAUCGACAACACCAUCACCACCACCACCACCACCAUCCCCCGCCUGCUGACAAGGAGCGUUAUGUCCAGGAGCGGCCCGACGUGGGCCGGGCCCGGGCCCGGGACCAACGCUGGUCCCGCUCGCCCAGCGAGGGCCGAGAGCACGCGGCACACCGGCAGGGCAGUAGUUCCGUCAGUGGAAGCCCAGCCCCCUCAACAUCUGGCACCAGCACUCCGCGGCGCGGCCGCCGCCAGCUCCCCCAGACCCCCUGCACCCCGCGGCCUCUCGUGUCCUACUCCCCAGCGGUGCGCAGGGCCGGCCGCGUGCGCCGCCUGCCGGGCCCCGGCCACCGCCCGGGCGCACCGGCAGCCGGAGGGUCCCAGCCCUCUGACCCUUCGUCGCCCCGCCACGGCCGCAGGCUCCCGAACGGCUACUACCCGGUGCACGGCGCGCCGCGGCCCCGCGCGCCCCGGAGAGGCCCGCACGACGCCUACAGCGAGAGCGAGGAUGACUGGUGCUAAGGCCGGGGCGCCGCUCUGCUCAGGGCCACCGCCCGGGCGCACCGGCAGCCGGAGGGUCCCAGCCCUCUGACCCUUCGGGAGACCUUGGAGAAAGACGAAAAUAAUAAACUAGCAUUUUUAACAAAAAGAACAAAAAACCGGGGAGAAAACCAGAAAUAGCUUCUAUUGAUGAGUUUUAUCAUCUCAAUCAAAUCUUUCCUUUUCCCUGGUGAACGAAACAAGGUGACUGCAGGUGGUGAAACGAGCACAGACGCCCACGCCACACCUCAGACCCACCGGAGUGCUUGCCGGCCACGCCAAACCUAUUACUGCCUGCAGAGGUCAACUACAAGAAAGUAACAAGCGAUUUUAAAAAGGACAAAAAAAGAUUAAGAAAAAAAAAAAAGCAUUUUUUUUCUCUGACAUUUGGUCCUGCUUGACAUAACAAAAGAAAAAAAGAAAAAAAAAAUGACCACCACCACUGAUUCCCUGGCUUCAUUUUUUCCUUUAUCUUUUUAAAAAAAAAUUUUUUUUUUUUUCCUACCUUGUUUGAACAAAGCGAGGGCUUGGGACUGUGAAUUAUUGCAUGACAUUUAAAAGAACAAAAAAAUAAUAAAAGGCAAAAAAGUUGAAUCCAA
Nannospalax galili (Upper Galilee mountains blind mole rat) is the source of this 7678-nucleotide messenger RNA. It is a transcript of the gene Cacna1a, whose product is annotated as calcium voltage-gated channel subunit alpha1 A. NCBI's taxonomy places the organism in Eukaryota, Metazoa, Chordata, Mammalia, Rodentia, Spalacidae. Gene Ontology annotation, cellular component: neuronal cell body; membrane; voltage-gated calcium channel complex. Bases 189 to 7061 code for a protein of 2290 amino acids. The transcript has 50 exons. The record is from RefSeq and is a predicted model, not a curated record. Gene Ontology annotation, molecular function: high voltage-gated calcium channel activity. Gene Ontology annotation, biological process: chemical synaptic transmission; calcium ion import across plasma membrane.